AUGUCAGCCAUAACGAGGUGUUCCCGCCUUCAACCAGCUUCGAUCAGGCUAGGCUUGUCCCAGUCGCAGCGUCGGUUUGCAGGUGCUGAGGCCACGGCAUCUGCACGCAAAGAGGGUGAUAUUUCAUCGGUUUUCAGGUCCCUCUCUGGCGCCGAUGACGAGGCAUUGCCUACGAGGUUUGCCGACGUCAAGAGGGCACUCCUCAGUCGCAGUCCAAGCAGGAACGCCCUUCAUGCGAGCUGGAAUCGUCUCCUGGAGCGUCUCAGGGUUGAGACGGAAGAGAUCAAGGCUAAUAGGAACACUAUCGUGCCGGAGAUUCCAUUCUCUGACUUGGCAAACCCUUCACCUUCCUUUAACGAGGCGUUCCGAAAACGAGGUGUUGCCGUCGUGCGCCAGGUCGUACCAGAAGAUGAGGCCCGUUCAUAUAAGACGGAGGUACAAAAGUACAUUGCCGCGAACCCUUCCACGAAAGCCUUCCCUCCUCAUGACCCCCAGGUCUUUGAGCUGUAUUGGUCCAAGUCUCAACUAGCGGCACGCUCUCAUCCCAACAUGCUCAAAACGCAGAAGCUCCUGAUGUCGUAUUGGCACUCGAAAGACGCCAAUGCAGAGUUCUCGUCCGACCAACCCCUGACGUAUGCCGACCGUCUCAGGAUCCGUCAGCCUGGCGACGCUGGCUUUGCAUUGGGCCCCCAUGUCGACGGCGGCAGCGUGGAGCGAUGGGAAGACGAUGGCUACGGCAAGGGUCACGUCUACGACAAGAUAUUUGAAGGCUCCUGGGAGGAAUUCGACCCCUGGGAGACAAGCACGCGGCUUGAUGCUGUCUCCGACCUGUACAAUGGCGCCGGUUCAUGCUCCAUGUUCCGAAUGUUCCAGUGGGACUCUCAAAUCAUCGACCAUUCACAGUCAGUUGCUAACCUUUGUCGCAGAGGCUGGCUCAGCAUGUCACACACAGGCCCUAAGGAGGGAACUCUACUUGUGAACCCCCUGUUCAACCUCGCCACCGCAUACUACCUCCUCCGGCCGUUCUUCACACCCAAGGCACUUCCCGCCCAUAACUCUGCCACUGGCGAGGGUGAGCAGGUGUACCAGCCUGCGUUUCUGGAUCCGAGCAAUUGGAAGUUGGAAGACUCAAUCACGUCGACACUCCAAGGCGCUUGGCCCGGUAGCGGCCAAGAGCUCAACCACGGCUGGCACCCCCAUCUGAACCUCCCCUUCACCAUGGUCCACGUCCCCCGCAUCAAGCCGGGCGAUUACGUCGCAUGGCACUGCGACACUAUCCACGCCGUCGACAAGGUUCACCAGGGCACCGGGGAUUCGAGCGUGCUCUACAUCCCUGCGUGUCCGACCACGAGGCCAAGCCUUGACUACGUGAGGCGGCAGCGCGAUGCCUUCGAAGCUGGGAUUCCGCCGCCGGACUUCCCGGGCGGUCUCGGCGAGAGCGAGCACAGGGGCAGGCCGGGUGUGCAGGACUUCCACUCCAUGGCGGACAGUGCGGCGCGGAAAGCUGCGGGCUUUGCGGCGUUUGAUGCGGCGGCAUCUGCGACGCAGGCGGAGAAGGAUUUGUUGCAGUACGGAAACAAGGUCAUGGGUUUGUCGAGAUGA
This is a messenger RNA of Verticillium alfalfae VaMs.102, 1602 nucleotides long. RefSeq lists its product as hypothetical. The coding region runs from base 1 to 1602 and encodes 533 amino acids. The transcript has 2 exons. The record is from RefSeq and is a predicted model, not a curated record. Lineage: Eukaryota; Fungi; Ascomycota; Sordariomycetes; Glomerellales; Plectosphaerellaceae.